CCCAGUGCUGCGCCGAGCCAGCAGCCGGCUCUCUGUCAGCCCAUGGUCUUCAUGGGCACCCAAGUUCCCAAAGGUGCAGUUAUGUUUGUUUUGCCCCAGCCCGUCGUGCCGAGCGCCAAGGCUCCCGUUAUCAGUCCAAAUGGCACGAGACUCUCUCCCAUUGCCCCCGCUCCUGGCUUCGUCCCUUCUGCAGCAAAAGCCACUCCUCCAGUGGAUUCUUCAAGAAUAAGAAGCCACAUCUGCAGCUACCCGGGAUGUGGGAAGACAUACUUCAAGAGCUCCCACUUGAAGGCCCACAUCAGGACACACACAGGAGAAAAGCCAUUUAGUUGUAGCUGGAAAGGCUGCGAGCGGAGGUUCGCUCGGUCUGACGAACUGUCUCGCCACCGCCGAACGCACACCGGGGAGAAGAAGUUUGCCUGCCCAAUGUGCGAGCGGCGCUUCAUGAGGAGCGACCACUUAACGAAGCACGCGCGUCGCCACUUGUCGGCUAAGAAGCUGCCCAACUGGCAAAUGGAAGUGAGCAAGUUAAAUGAUACAGCCGCGCCACCAGCGCCCACUCAGUGA
This is a messenger RNA of Merops nubicus (carmine bee-eater), 567 nucleotides long. Its product is annotated as Krueppel-like factor 10. Gene Ontology annotation, molecular function: RNA polymerase II cis-regulatory region sequence-specific DNA binding; DNA-binding transcription factor activity, RNA polymerase II-specific. The annotation marks the transcript as partial. The record is from RefSeq and is a predicted model, not a curated record. The transcript is spliced from 2 exons. Lineage: Eukaryota; Metazoa; Chordata; Aves; Coraciiformes; Meropidae. Gene Ontology annotation, biological process: regulation of transcription by RNA polymerase II.